CGCCCCAGCGGCCCCACAGCCACCCUGCGCCUCCCGGCCGGCGGCAGCUCCCCGCACCCCGCGCCGCCGCCCCGGCGCCCCGAGCCGGCCGCGCCGCCUCUUCCCUCCGGCAUGUUUUAAGCCCGGCCCUGCCCGCUCCCCUUCGGGCUUACCCUCCCGUCGCCGUCGGGUCCCGUCCCGUUUUCCGCCCCCCUCCCCCCCCCCACUUCGGUCCUUGCGCAUCCCCCCUCGAAAGGCCGGCGGCUGGGGGGGAGCGGGGGCGGUGGGCGCCCGGGGGGGGCGAGGGCAGAAAAGCCCCGCUCGACACCAUGGCGUCCAGCUAUGCCCACGCCAUGGAGAGGCAGGCCCUGCUGCCUGCCCGCCUCGACGGCCCCGCCGGCCUGGACAAUUUACAAGCCAAGAAGAACUUCUCCGUGAGUCACCUGCUGGACCUGGAGGAGGCGGGCGACAUGGUGGCCGCCCAGGCGGACGAGGGCGGCGGAGAGCCCGGCCGGAGCUUGUUGGAGUCCCCCGGGCUGACCAGCGGCAGCGACACCCCGCAGCAGGACAAUGAUCAGCUGAACUCAGAAGAGAAGAAGAAAAGAAAGCAGAGAAGGAACAGGACUACCUUCAACAGCAGCCAGCUCCAGGCAUUAGAGAGGGUCUUUGAGAGGACACACUACCCCGAUGCCUUUGUACGGGAAGACCUUGCACGCAGAGUCAACCUCACUGAAGCCAGAGUUCAGGUGUGGUUCCAGAACCGGAGAGCCAAGUUUCGCCGGAACGAGAGGGCGAUGCUGGCCAGCAAGAACGCCUCUCUGCUCAAAUCCUACUCAGGGGAUGUGACCGCCGUGGAGCAGCCCAUAGUACCUCGUCCAGCUCCGAGGCCCACCGACUAUCUCUCCUGGGGUACCGCCUCGCCUUACAGCGCCAUGGCCACCUACUCCGCCACGUGUACCAACGCCAGCCCGGCGCAGGGCAUGAACAUGGCCAACAGUAUUGCCAACCUGAGACUGAAGGCAAAGGAAUAUAGUUUACAGAGGAAUCAAGUGCCCACAGUCAAUUAACGACUCGAGGCAGCUGCCUUGCAGAAGGAGAAAAUACAACAGCACCCGUCCUGCUUUGCAACUUGUUUGUGCUGAAAGAAAAAAAAAAAAAAACACUACAAAAAAACCACAAAAAAAUUAAAAAAAAAGAAGAAAAAAAGCCAACCCUAACCCAGAACCGAACAUGGGGACCAAACUGGGAGCAAACUGAACCGCUCGUGAGUGACAAGGUUCCUCCUUCCUUUUGGGAUAAUGCCACCAUUUUUUUUUUCUUGUUAUUGUCAGGUUUAUUGCUUCUGCUCAUUAUACUGCGAGCUUCUUCAGUAAAGGACAGUCUCAUCCUUGUUGGUUUCCAUUUUUGUAUGGGACUGCAAAAAGACACCUCUGCCGAUCUCAGCCCGUGGACAUGUCCCACCUGCCAUCACGCUGAGAUGCAAAGCUUGCUCCUCUCUUCCCUGCCCCAGCUCACCCUAGAAGAAGAAGUUGUUUGGUCACUGCUUUCUGUUGUAUCCACCCAACCCUUUGUCCCUCCAGUCCCUUGUGCCACAGAGGCAGCGCCGUUACCGUUAGUUUGCGAGAAGCCCAUUAGUGCAACGAGGCGGGGUUGUCUGGACCAGUCCGAGAUGUGAGGAAUUACCUCCUUGGGCUUUGCAGCGCUUCAUUGAUUUCUUAAGUAUCUGCUGCCUCAAAAAGCCAAAGAAGAGAGAAAAGCCAGUGUGGGUGUGUUAGCGGGGGGGACGUAGUGAGAGGGAUCGCUCUGUAGUGCCAAGAAUAGCACUGUUAGGACACUCCUUUCUAUGCCUUACAGUUUGCGCCACAGGGAAAGGCGUUGUCCAGAUGCAUUUGUUUUAUAUAUACUGUAUAUAUUUAUAUAUAUAAGAUAUACAUGCAAGCUUGGUUGGUGUUUUUUAUUAAACAAAAUAAAAUUCAUUGAAAAGUGUGUGGGAUGUUUGUGCUGCAUCCAGGUUCCUGGAGCCGUGCAUUGAAAUUCCAGCCGCAGCCUCUCUCCCCCUUGUCAGAGCUCUUCCCGGUAGCCUCCGGCAGCACUUGAACUGGCCAGCUCACGUCUUCCCGUGAGAAACCUCGAAGAAGUGGAGCUGGAGGGAGCCAUGCUCUUUUGCAGCUUUUCCCCAUGGGCAUUUGCAUCUUCAUAGAAUAAGAUGAGGAUCUCCUCUCCAGUCAGAUAGGUUCCUGUGGCUCUUGGGAACACAAAAAGACAUCCCCAUGGCAAGCCUCUGCCAGCGCCUCUGGGACGGGUAAUGUCUCAGCAGGGAGCAUCCCACACAGACUGUAUCUCCCCCUGGUUCCCAUAACAUUGCCCAGUGAGACUUGUCCUGUAGCCUUAACCACUCUCCUUUGCUCUCCUGACCUGCUGUCUUCGCUCCCCUGCGGUCUGGAGAGCUAAUUAGGACCUAAUUUCCUUCUCUCCAUGAAGAGCAGAGGAUUUGCAACCCAAAAGAGGUUUCUUCCAUGCAGGCACCCCGAGGAAAUUGGGAUCUUUCAUGUCGCUGGUGAUGCCUCUCACAAAUUUGGGCGGAGGAGGAGGCUUAUUUAUGGCAAAUAGUGCUUGUGCAGGAGAGCUGCCCUGAGCAGGUGGGACUUUGCCAUGGAAUAGUCCCACUGAAGGUAGCAGAGCUACUUCAUGGUCCAGGCUGGACCACAAGGGAAGGAGAAUGAAGCUCACUCGUGAGGGAUACUUAUGGUGGAGUGGCUUAGGUCUCCAUCUUGGUGUUUGCUGCAGACACACUGGGCAUAUGUAGAUGUCUGACAGCGGGCUUUGAUAGCCUAAAAUAGCAUGUUACAGGAAAUGAGAAAUAAAUCUCUUUAAAGUGAAGGUGAAAAUUAAACUGGCAGAGGAUGACUGGAAAUGCAGCCAAAAUAUUUGAGCUAACAAUGGGGAAAAAAGCCCCAAAUCCAAACUAGUGUAAGUUGUGCUGGUGAUUAUGUGUGUUGCUGUUGGAUUUUUUUUUUCCCUGUAUGAAUGUUUUUGAGGAAAAAAAAAAAUCUAAUUGUGAUCAGGACAAAAAGCUAGAAGUUGUAGAUUACACUUGCAGAUAGAACACCAGCAGGGGAAGUGAGGCUGGACAACAUGGCGUUUUAAGAAAUCCAUGAUGUUCUGUUUGACCCCUUUUUUUGGCCUUUCAUUCUGUAGUCUGGAGAAGCUAACAUCUCUAAACCAAAAUAUUUCUGUCAUGAGUAGUGUGAUUCCAGCUCCUAGAGCCAAGUGAUCAUGCUGGAAAUCUCAACCUUCACUUAGAAACUCACUCUUGGUUCCUGUGCCUACACAAACAGAGAAACGAUUGAAGAACAUGUCCUGCAUGAUCAGAAGGAAAAAGGACCCAGUGCAAUGUACCGUUACUCAGAGGUCAAACCGGUUGUUAGGUGCCUUAGCCUGGUGCUCUCCCCUCUCCUCACCAUGCUGCCCUCCUCCACAAUCCACCGACCUCCCAGCAGUGACAGCAGCCUGAACGUACCCCUCAGUGGUGUCCUGAGGCUGCCCGAGUGUCUGCUUUUGAGGUUUCAGCUGUUUCCUUCAGCACCUUGGUGGCCUGCGGCUUUUCCCUAGUCUUUGCUUACCUUUUCUGCAGUAGAAAAAUCACCUUGAGCAGCUUUCUUGGAUGGGCAACCUGGUGUAGCGGAGGGUGUCCCUGCCCAUGGCAGGGGGGGUGGAUCUAGAUGAUCUUUGAGGUGCCUUCCAACCCAAACCAUUCUAUGAUUCUGUGAUUCUGUGUCUGUGUACAGGCACCCACUUCCGAAGUUAGCAAGGAGACAGUUCCAAGAGCAUGAACCUCCUGGUACCCCGUUAUCCAUGUGUGGACUGACCCUACCCCCACGCCGUGAUGUUUACAUGAAAGGGCUCACAUAAAUGUCUGUGCAAGCCCUUGUUCACCCUCCUCACUUUAUUUGUGUGAGGAAUUACAUUGACUUGCACGAGGCUGCUCCUGUGGGAAGGUUGUGUAAGCUUUUGCACCUCCAGUUUUAGUUGGGUCUUGCCUUGCGUUGGGCUGCUUGGUCGGGGAUGCCAUCUCAGCUGACUGGGCUGUUGUCAGCCCAGAUGAGACCUUUACAUCACCUUUGAGCUGGGCAACAUCAAGAUAUAAACCAGAGCAUCCGAGACAAUAUUGCUUCAUUUACAUGGAUUUGCUAAACAGCCCAGCUGGAUGAAUGAACGGGUUUUGCUGUUUGUUUCUUAAUUGCUGAUGACCUCAGCCAACAGGCAGUGUCUAGUUGUCUAUCAAGCCAAAGCGAAAUAUGAUCGUCCUGUCUGUUUAAUCUGUAUUUUAUUGAACCAUGUAAAUAUAUGUGCAAAUUAAGGGCCUUAUCCUGAAAGCACAGAGUUCUCCAGGGUUUUAUUAGACUUUCAGUCACAGCUCCUAGGAAGUUGCCAUGGCUACCCCAGUUAUCACUAAGUUUGGGUACCAUUUGGGGAGAAAAUGGUCUUGAGGCACGUUCCUCUCGCCUGCUCUGUACAAAUGCUGUUUUCUCAGGCCUCCCCUUUCUCGACACAGAAAUAGGUGGCUGAUUCCCUCUAAGUGGGAUUUUUGAUCAUGACAGGGACGAGAGAUUGAUGAGGCUGGCGGAGCUUGAUGUGUGAAGCCACAGGAGGGAUUCCCAGAUGGAAAUGUAUCCUGUAAAUUAUCUCUUGCUUUGUGAUGUAAAAUGUACAGUGUUUGCACUAGAAUAGAAAUUAUCAUUUUCAA
Grus americana (Whooping crane) is the source of this 4726-nucleotide messenger RNA. RefSeq names its product paired related homeobox 1 (gene PRRX1). The record is from RefSeq and is a predicted model, not a curated record. Gene Ontology annotation, biological process: regulation of DNA-templated transcription. Gene Ontology annotation, molecular function: DNA-binding transcription factor activity, RNA polymerase II-specific; DNA binding. The transcript has 4 exons. Lineage: Eukaryota; Metazoa; Chordata; Aves; Gruiformes; Gruidae. Bases 309 to 1046 code for a protein of 245 amino acids.